Callithrix jacchus (white-tufted-ear marmoset) is the source of this 6233-nucleotide messenger RNA. RefSeq lists its product as uncharacterized. Lineage: Eukaryota; Metazoa; Chordata; Mammalia; Primates; Cebidae. The record is from RefSeq and is a predicted model, not a curated record.
CUGGGAUGCCCGAAGAAUAGCGCUCUUCGGUGGCAUGGAGCGGAGCUGAAGGGUCUCCACACCAGCGCUUGCCGUGUGAGUAGCAAGAGAUUCAGCUCACAGAACCAAACCUGCUGCGAUCCAUGUGACACUGGUUUACUCCAGUAUGGCCCACUGGAAACACGAGUUCGAGUGACUCAGGGAGAUUCAGGAGGAGGAACACAGCCCACCCACCCUACACACCCUUUGCAGUCCGAAGGCAAAGGAUGCUUUGCAGGGCAGCUUGGUUUAGGAGAGACCUGCGGUAGAAGAGGGCGUGGCGGGCACACCCCUCGGCCUCCCUUAGCUACCUGUGCACACACGACUCAGCUCAUCAUGGACUCCGAGUACGUCCUAUGCUCUUGGAAAGGCCGCCUAUGGCCAGCAAAGGUUUUGUGUACACGUGCGACUUCACCAAAAACGAUGCGUCAAGUGGCACCUUCCCUAGAAGUUCAAAUCCUUGCAGUAGAUGAAAAGAUCAAGGUGAGCAGCACAGACGUGAGGACCCCAACUAAGUCUGAAAUGGAAGACAUUGCCGCCUCUGCAGCGGCACAGAGGAUGGUCGGUGCCCCACCCGGAGAGAAGUUGGGGUACAGAGGAACCCUUCAGGUGGCCCUGGAGAUGCUGAACGAGAGAACAAAUCUGCGUGGAGGAAGAAAACCACAUGAACAAGAGAGCACCACGCCCUCUCAGCCUUCUCAAAAGGUGCCGGAAAAGCCCGCCAGUUCCCUCCCUCGUGAAGACGACUGGAGACGCACACUCGACUUCAGGAAGAGCCUUGAGAAGAGGGAAAACCCAAGAUCACCGACGGUCCCUUCAGAGAGUGCCUUGCACAGUGACAGCUCACCAGGGUGCACGGCCAUUACUCCUUCUCCAGGCGUCCUGCAUGGUGACAGGUCACCACCUCACACAGCCAUUGCUCCUUCUCCAGGCACCCUGCAUGGUGACAGGUCACCAGCACGCACGCCCACUGCUCUGACUCCAGGCGCCCUGUGCGGUGACAGCUCAGGAGAACUCACAGCGACUGCUCCUACUCCAGGCGCCCUGUGCGGUGACAGCUCAGGAGAACUCACAGCGACUGCUCCUACUCCAGGCGCCCUGUGCGGUGACAGCUCAGGAGAACUCACAGCGACUGCUCCUACUCCAGGCGCCCUGUGCGGUGACAGCUCAGGAGAACUCACAGCGACUGCUCCUACUCCAGGCGCCCUGCAUGGCGACGGCUCUCAGGCCCACACGGCCAUUGCUCCUACUCCAGGCACUAAGUGCAGUGACAGCUCAACGACGUGCACGGCCACUACUCCUUCUCCAGGUGCCCUGCACGGUGACAGGUCACCAACGCACGUGGCCAUUGCUUCUAAUCCAGGCGCCCUGCACAGUGAUGGCUCUCAGGCGCGCACGGCCAUUGCGCCUACUCUGGGCGCCCCGGGCAGUGACAGCUCAACUGCAGGAACGGCCAUUUCCCCUCCUCCAGGGGCCUUGAGAGGCGGCAUGUCUGACAGGUCAGAGAAACGCAAGGAUGUUGCUCCUCCUCCUGGCACCCUGCGCGUUGACAAGUCACCAGCACGCAGGGCCAUUGCUCCUACUCCAGGCGCCCUGGGCGGUGACAGUUCACCAGCGCCCACGGGCAUUGCUCCUACUCCAGGCGCCCUGGGCGGUGACAGGUCACUAGUGCACAUGGCCGUUGCUUCUACUCAAGGCGCCCUGCAGGGUGGCAGCUCUCAGACGCACACAAACAUUGCUCCUACUCCAGGCGCUAGGCACAGUGACAGCUCGACACCGCGCAUGGCCGUUGCCCCUUCUCCAGGGGCCCUGCGUGGCGACAGGUCACGAAAACACAAGGCCAUCACUCCUACUCCAGGCACCCCUCGCGUUGACAGUUCAGCAGCACGCAAGGCCAUUGCUCCUACUCUAGGGGCCCUGGGCAGUGACGGCUCACCGGCGCGCAUGGCCAUUGCCUCUACUCCAGGUACCCUGCGAGGUGACAGGACUGACAGGUCACGGAAACACAAGGCCAUUGCUCUUACUCCAGGCACCCUGGGCAGUGACAGCUCACCAGCGCCCACGGGCAUUGCUCCUUCUCCAGGUGCCCUGCAUGAUGACAGGUCACCAGGGCACGUGGCUAUUGCUUCUACUCCAGGAGCCCUGCAGAGCGACGGCUUUCAGGUGUGCACAACCAUUGCUCCUACUCCAGGCGCUAUGCACGGUGACAGCUCAACGGCGUGCACGGCCACUGCCCCUACUCCAGAUGCCCUGCCCAGUGACAGGUCCGACAGGUCAGGGAAACGCAAGGCCACUGCUCCUACUCCAGGCCCCCUGCGCACUGACAGCUCACCAGUGCCCACGGGCAUUGCUCCUUCUCCAGGCACCCUGCAUGGUGACAGGUCACCAGCACACAAGGCCAUUGCUUCUACUCCAGGCGCCCUGCACAGUGACAACACUGACAGGUCACGGAAACGCAAGGCCAUUGCUCUUACUCCUGGCACCCUGCGCGUUGACGGGUCUCCAGCCUGCAGGGCCAUUGCUCCUACCCCAGGCGCCCUGGGCAGUGACAGCUCACCAGCGCACAUGAACAUUGCUCGUGCUCCAGGCGCCCUGCAUGGUGACAGCUCACCAGCACACACGGCCAUUGCUUCUACUCCAGGAGCCCCGCACAGUGACGGCUCUCAGGCACACACGGCCGUUGCUCCUACUCCAGGAACUAUGCGCAGUGACAGCGCAAUGGUGCGCAUGGCCAUUGACCCAACUCGAGGGACCCUGCGAGGUGACAGGUCUGACAGGUCACAGAAACCCAAGGCCGUUGCUCCUACUCCUGGCACCUUACGCGGUGACAGGACUGACAGGUCGCGGAAACGCAAGUCCAUUGCUCUUACUCCGGGCACCCUGCGCGUUGACAGGUCUCCAGCACGCAGGGACAUUGCUCCCACUCCAGGCACCCUGGGCAGUGACAGGUCACCAGCGCACACGAACACUACUCCUACUCCAGGCCCCCUGGGCGGUGACAGGUCACUAGCGCACAUGGCCAUUGCUUCUACUCCAGGAGCCCUGCAGGGUGAUGGCUCUCAGGUGCACACGGCCAUUGCUCCUACUCCAGGUGCUAUUCGCAGUGACAGCUCAACAAUGUGCAUGGCCAUUGCCCCUACUCCGGGGGCCCUGCACGGAGACAGGUCACGGAAACACAAGGCCAUUGCUCCCACUCCAGGCGCCCCACGUACUGACAGGUCACAGAUACAUACGGCCAUUGCUCCUACUCCAGGCGCCCAGCGCGUUGACAGGUCAACAGCAUGCAAGGCCAUUGCUCCUAUUCCAGGUGCCCUGGGAGGUGAUGGCUCACCAGCGCGCACAGCCAUGGCCCCUACUCCACAUGCCCUGCGAGGUGACAGGUCACGGAAACGCAAGGCCAUUGCUCCUACUCCUGGCACCCUGUGUGGUGACAGCUCACCAGCUGGCAGGGCCAUUGCUCCUACUCCGGGCACCCUGGGCGGUGAUGGCUCACCAGCGCACACGGCCAUUGCUCCCACUCCAGGCGAUAUGCGUGGCCACAGCUCACCAUCGUGCAUGGCCAUAGGCCCUAUAUCAGGGACCCUGCGCGGUGACAGGUCACAGAAACGCAAGGCCUUUGCUCCUACUCCAGGUGCCCUGCACAGUGACAGGCCACAGACACAUAUGGCCAUUGCUCCUAUUCCAGGAGUCCUGUGCAGUGACAGCUCACCAGCGCACAUGGCCAUUGAUCCUACUCCAGGUGCUAUGGACAGUGACAGCUCAACAGCACGCACGGCCAUUGUCCCUACUCCAGGGGCCCUGCGAGGUGACAGGUCACGGAAACGAAAGGCCAUUGCUCCUACUCCAGGCACCCCGCAGGGUGACAGGUCAGAAAUGCAUAUGGCCAUUUCUCCUACUGCAGGCACCCAGCAUAGUGACAGGUCACCAGCGCACAGAGCCUUUGCUCCUACUCCAGGUGCCCUGCACUGUGACAGCUCAGGAGAAGGCAUGGCCAUUGGUCCUACACGGUGCACUGCAGGCACCCUGCACGGGGAGGGCUCUCAGGCACACAAGGACAUUGCUCCUACUCCAGGCGCCCUGCGUGGUGAAAGGUCACAGACACGCAUGGCCAUUGCUCCUACUCCAGGUGGAAUGCAAGCACAGGCGUUGCAAAGCUGCCGUGCCGGCCAGGAUUCCCUGACACAUUCGUGGCGUGGUUGUGAGAUAAAAGGCAAGAAAAGAGCCAAGGCCUCAACUCUUACGUCGCUGCCUCCCACAGUAAAGGGGAAGGGUGCAUCUCGGCCCCCAGGCCUCACCAGCCCUGUGCCCCCCGCUCUGAAGGAAGACACACUGGACAGCCGCCCGAAGAAGAAGACCCUGGCUGCUUCCCCUGAAUGCUCUCCCUUCUCAGGGGACAUUCAGGACCCUGGAGAGGGUGCCUGGAAGCCAGGCUGGGCAGGUCUGGCCCCAUCCUCUGGGUCCCCUCAGCACAGGCUGCCUUCUUCACCGCGGAUUGCCGAGAGAAAAAGGAAGCUUCCGGGUCCAGAUUUUCAGAGGAGACCUCGAAGACCUCAGCCCCCUGGUGACGCUAAGGCUGCCAAUCCCGUGACCGCCAUUCAGAGGGCGGGCAGAAAACAGGAUGGGCGGCCCGCCGGCCUUGCUCUUCGACGGGAGCCACGUCCCAUUGAAAGGGGAACACUGGUCUGGUUCAAAUUUCAAGACCAUCCAUUUUGGCCAGCAGUGGUCAAGAGUGUCAGCAACACAGACAAGACCGCGAGGGUGCUCUUGCUGGACGACAACCUGCACCAUGGAAAUCGUGGCAUUCAAGUUCCUCUUCAAAGGCUGAAGCACCUGGAUUGUAAGGAGCAAGAGAAACUGCUGAAGAGGGCCCAGAAGGCAUACAAGCAAAGCGUGGACUGGUGCUUCUCACUGAUUUCCCACUACAGAGAAGGGCUGGUCCGGGGUUCUUUCCGGGGCUCCUUCCUGGACUAUUACGCUGCAGAUGUCAGCUACCCCGUCAGGAGAGCCGUACAAGAGGGAGACCUGCAGAUCGACUUCCCAAAGGUCAAUUAUGCCGACCUGGAAGACUGGGAGGAGGAGACCUCCCUGGGCGGGAAGAGGCCUUGCAAGAAAAUCCUCCCGGACCGGAUGAGGGCCGCUCGGGACCGAGACAACCGGAAGCUGGUGGACUUCAUCGUGAGGGAAAAGGGGGCCGACCCCCACCUCCUGGACAUCUUGCAAGGCAGGAAGCAGUCCAGGUGGCUGACCAUGUUUCUGACCCCACACAGGGACUUGCUCUGCUUUGAAACAUACCUGGAAGAUGACGACCAGUUGGAAGUCGUGACCAAGCAUUUACAAGAAAUCUACAACAAGCAAAUGGACAAGACCAUGCUGACUCGGAUAAGGGACGACAAAGUCAAUUUUGUUCUGGAAGUUCUUCUGCCGGAGGCCAUCAUUUGUGCCAUCGCCGCAACUGAUGGGCUGGAUUACAAGGCAGCAGAGGAGAAGUACCUUCGAGGGCCACCUGUGCAUUACCGUGAGAAAGAGCUGUUUGACAGAAAUGUCUUAAAGAAGAGGAGAAGGAAACCAGCAACAACCCGUGAAGCUAAUUAGCUCCCCUCCUGCACCCAGACCUUAGCAGGGAGCCACCUCCUUUCCAGAAUCUAUCAGAAAGUCCCUGUGUGUAAAAUGAACCAUCCCUUCCCCGACGAGCGUUAAGUAAGUUCUGGAUAUUCGAGACUUUGGGAACAUGCAGAACUCAUUUGGGGCCCACCCCUAGCGUUUGGUGGUGGCACAUUCAUCACCAUGGCUUCCUCGCAAACUCGUGAAGAGCUCUUUUGUGAAACAAUUGCAAACGCUGGCAUUUCCCUCAACAUCUUUGGAAGCGUAGUUGUCCCAGUAGGUUUGAAGGACAAGACCAUUGGUUUUCAUAACAUUUCCUUUGACUGGACUUGCUACUUUCAUUUAGGUCCUAUGUUCUUUCACACAAAAAGCCGCCCUGGCUUUAGCAACCGCCUAACCCUCGCUAACUGGGGAGCAAUCCCCUUGUUCCUGGAGACUCCGCAAAGACCUCGUCUAGGCGAGCUACCGUAAAAGAUGUUGCCUUCAAGCCCGUAAUUCCAGCACACCGAGAGGCCGAAGCAGGAGCAUCACUUGAGCCCAGGAGGUGGGGGCCAAUCUGGGCAACAUAGCGAGUCUCUGUCUCUACAAUAAUAAACAUUUAAAACCUACCUGGG